Oryzias melastigma (Indian medaka) is the source of this 1784-nucleotide messenger RNA. Its product is annotated as sodium-dependent phosphate transport protein 2A-like. Bases 1 to 927 code for a protein of 308 amino acids. Gene Ontology annotation, cellular component: brush border; vesicle; apical plasma membrane. Lineage: Eukaryota; Metazoa; Chordata; Actinopteri; Beloniformes; Adrianichthyidae. Gene Ontology annotation, molecular function: sodium:phosphate symporter activity. The record is from RefSeq and is a predicted model, not a curated record. The transcript is spliced from 7 exons. Gene Ontology annotation, biological process: sodium-dependent phosphate transport; intracellular phosphate ion homeostasis.
AUGGUUGUUCGAACCAAUGUUUGUCUUGCACAGACAUUGAGGGAGGAGCACAUUCUAGCAUUUGCCGGUGCGACGGUCCAUGACUGCUUUAACUGGUUGUCCGUCUUGGUGCUUCUCCCUCUGGAAGCUCUGAGCGGUCUGUUGAGGAGGCUCUCGCAGGCUGUGGUGGACGCGCUCCAGCUCAGCGGUGGAGAAGAUGCUCCUGAACUUCUCAAAGUCCUCACGAAGCCGCUGACCGAACUGAUAGUCCAGCUGGAUCAGUCAGUCAUUACAGCCAUUGCUGCAGGAGACCAGAGUGCAAGAAACAAGAGUCUGGUUAAACGCUGGUGUCAAAUCUCAACUAUCAUGGUAUGUUUGCUUCAUAGCAGUAUUAUGUGUCGGCAUCUUUUCGCCGGCUGUUCUUUGUCAGACUUGGCCAUUGGUUUGAUCCUGUUAGCUUGCUCCCUGCUGGUCCUCUGUGGCUGCCUGAUACUGCUGGUGAAACUCCUCAACUCUUUGCUCAAGGGCCAGGUGGCAAAGGCUAGUAACAGUGUUGUUAACACAGACUUUCCCCACCCGUUCACUUGGCUUGCAGGAUAUCUGGCUGUGUUUGUUGGAGCGGGCAUGACCUUUCUGGUUCAGAGUAGUUCUGUGUUUACAUCCGCCAUCACCCCCCUCGUUGGGAUUGGUGUGAUCAGUAUUGAACGGGUUUAUCCGUUAACCCUUGGGUCCAACCUUGGAACCACUACCACCGCUCUGCUGGCGGCCCUGGCUAGUCCUGGAGACAAAUUAGCUGCUGCCACGCAGGUUGCUUUAUGUCACUUUUUCUUUAACCUCCUGGGGAUUCUGCUCUGGUAUCCCAUACCUGCAACCCGUUUACCCAUACGGAUGGCGUGCGCGCUUGGAAAACAGACUGCCAGGUAUGGUUUUAGUUUUAGCUUUGAAUGACAGCAAGUAGGAAUAAAGAUAAGAUAAAAGACAAAUGUCUGUGUAAGGCAAAUUAUUUGAUGUAAAAAAGGUUUUUGAUGCUCAAAAAAACUCCUCCUAACAGGUAUCGCUGGUUUGCUGUCCUGUACCUCCUCCUCUGUUUUCUGUUGUUCCCAUCUGUGGUGUUUGCUCUUUCCAUGGCCGGCUGGGAGGUAAUGACUGGCGUUGGUGUACCAGUCAUCAUAGUGAUAAUAUCUAUUGCCACCAUAAAUUUGCUCCAAGUACACAGACCUGAUUAUUUGCCACUAAGACUACAAAACUGGGACUUCCUUCCUGUUUGGAUGACCUCAUUGCAGCCCCUUGAUGACCUCAUUACCAAGGCAACGCUUCAGUGCAAAGGUAUUUCUUUUACAUCUUAAACCCUCAUUAACACAGUCUUAUUACUGAUUUUGGUUUGUUAGGUUGUCAAUUUAAGAAUGCUGAAAAUGGAGGAACAUCAUCAGUGACCCUGACUGUUCCGGCUGAAGGGAGAGAAGAAGGAAACAAAUCUCAUCGCUCAGUCGAGAAAGAGACUUUUACCAACAGGAACAUUCAGAUGUAUAACACUCGCUUUUAAUGCUGAUUUCUCUGUGAUGGAGAAGUCAUCAUGAGUCAAAACUUUUUGAAAUUCAACAGCUGUGAUGUGUUUAAAUCCUAGAAAAUGGUUGCUUUUAUUCAUAUCUAAAUAAAAAUUAACAAAAAAUUAGAUAGCUCUGUAAACUUGAAUGUAUUUUAUCUUUUAUACCAAAUUUUAAUUUGUUACCAAUUUUGUUAGAUAUUAAAAAGUAAAAAUAAAAUGUUUGAUAAAAAAACCCCACUAAGAUGUACAUUUGAACGUG